Messenger RNA from Nicotiana tabacum (common tobacco), 908 nucleotides. Lineage: Eukaryota; Viridiplantae; Streptophyta; Magnoliopsida; Solanales; Solanaceae. The record is from RefSeq and is a predicted model, not a curated record.
UUCAUUUAUUGUGAUUGGAAGCUAGACAUUAUCCGUUUUAUGAACAUUUUGGAAUCAGACAGAAAAACGAACCUGUUAAUCAAUGGAAGCGGGAAAUCUCCUUGGUUUCAUUCCGUUAAACCAACCGCCACAACGACUUGUACAUUCUCGGCGCCUCUCCUCUUUCCCUUCCUUUGUUACUGUUAAGGCUUCUAUUAGUUCCCAGGGAGGAAGUGGGUAUAGAGGGCCGAAGCCGCGGAGGGAAUGGAUAGCAGAUUGGGUAUCCAAAAAUGAUGAUUUAGUUCGGAGCUUGCCGAUAUACGUUGGUGGAUUGUCUUUAUUAGCUGUUCUUUUCAAUCGCACGGUCUCUGGUAUUGCUCCCGUCGCUGAUGCUAGCAGUUCUCAAUCCAGAGCAGAUUUAUUAACACUUGGCUUGGCAGUCACCAACAUCUUAAAUGGUCUUGUUUGGCUUUCAAUUCGCCCAAAAACCAUAUCUGUGGUAAAUCCUAACGGGGUGAAGUGCCAAAGAAUAGCGUCCAACCUACCAGAUUUUGUUAUUUCUGAGCUGCUCUGGGCUUGGGAUUCUCUAUCAGAUGUCACAUGCUGCAGAUCGCUGGUCAUUGUUUAUGAUGGAAAAUGCAUCCUUCAAAUUGGGUUUGCUGCUGCAUCAUCCUCUAAUGGAAGCGAUGCAGUAGCUGUGGACACCAAUAAGUUGAUAGAAGGAUCACUUUACCAAGGAGUUUUAAAAUCAGCGCCGCGUGAGUGAUAUCACUUGAACCUCUCAUUUCCUCUACCUUUCGAGAUAUAGUUAUAUUUCUCCUUCCUAAAACAAGUGGGUGAAAGAGUUAUGAGCCCGAGAGCAGGUUUUGAAAGAUCAGGACAUUGUUUAAAUUUCCAAGCAUCCGUUAAGAAGUUAGAUUAACAUGAGC